Lemur catta (Ring-tailed lemur) is the source of this 275-nucleotide messenger RNA. Its product is annotated as small proline-rich protein 2D-like. Gene Ontology annotation, cellular component: cornified envelope. Bases 14 to 250 code for a protein of 78 amino acids. The record is from RefSeq and is a predicted model, not a curated record. The transcript has a single exon. NCBI's taxonomy places the organism in Eukaryota, Metazoa, Chordata, Mammalia, Primates, Lemuridae.
ACCCCCACAAGAGAUGUCUUACCAACAGCAGCAGCAGUGCAAGCAGCCCUGCCAGCCACCUCCUGUGCUCAUACCUAAGUGCCCUGAGCCCUGCCCACCUCCAAAGUGCCCUGAGCCCUGCCCACCUCCAAAGUGCCCUGAGCCCUGCCCACCUCCAAAGUGCCCUGAGCCUUGCCCACCUCCUCCCUGCCCACCUGUACAGUGCCCACCUCCUCCCUGCCAGCAGAAGUGUCCGCCCAAGAGCAAGUAACACCAAAGGAUUCAUCAGGACCAUG